AAUCACCCCUAUUCAAACCAAUUUCUCCCAUUGACCCCAAUCUCUUCCGUGUUUUCCUUCAUUUUCAUUCGCCACGAUUCUCCAUCAGAUUUCUUUUACCUAAAUACUAGUUGCGCACUAAUAGGGUUUUUGAACAAACUUCAAUUUUGAAUUUUGGGUUUAAUGGCGGACGGAAGCACUCCAUGCAGAGUUACUAGAGGUAUACCCAAUUUUGUACAGAAUUUUGAUGAUGCUCCAUCUUUUGAUUUGUGUAUAACUCAAGAUGAAGGAGAUUUUACAGGCUUAGUUGCUAGAAUGGUUGCAGAGAGUAGUAUUAAGAUGCGACAUGACCCUAUAAGUAUGGAAACAAUGGAUGAGGAAGGUUCAAAAUCUAUCAAACGAAAAGAGGUCGUUCAUCCUUCGAAUUCCAAAUCCCCUGCACCAAGUACUGAAAAGCGAAGAAAAGUCAUCGAUGGCAGUUCAGUUAACAAGGGCAAAAAUGUUGUUGAAGAUGGACCUUCCAAAGAAUUGGAGAGUAACUUCUUUGUGAAAGAUGCUCCUACUCACCCGGUGCACAUGAGUUGUUGCACCAAUACAGAAGUAUUUAAACAACUAAAGGAAAAACUUACUGACAAGCAGUACAAAAUGUUUGGGGAAACUUGCUUUGGUGUAUUCAUUCGGAUGCAACACUGUGACGUUCAAGCUUAGAUCCUAAGGUUUUGCAUGGUGAAAGAGCUUAUGGAAAGUACUCCAGAUGCAUUUUUAAUUGAUAUUAAUGGUAAGGAAUUGCGGUUUUCUAUCAGGGAAUUUGCACUCAUAACUGGGUUGAAGUGCAUUGGCGAUGAGAAUGCUUUCCCAUUUAACCGAAAAGGAAAAAACAGAAUUUUGGAGAAAUAUUUUGGUGGUUCUAAAACCAUGCCUUAUAAGGAAGCUUUGAUGGAAUGUUGCAAAGAUAAAAACUGGGGCCUCAAUGAUGCUGAUGCCGUUAAGAUUGCGAUAUUGUAUUUCAUACAUACUUACAUCUUGUCCAAUAAGAAGAAGGUUAUAAAGAUACCAAGGCUACAUUUUGAGUUGGUAGAGACCGGAAGAUACGCAGAUUACCCAUGAGGUAAGAAAGCAUUCACAGAGUUGGUUAAAAGUAUGACACACAAGAUGAAUUCGGAGAAAAGGUUUUAUAGGCUUCACGGAAUGCCCCUUGCGAUGCAAGUUUGGUUAUAUGAGUGUUGUUCACAUGUUGAUGAGACUCUUGCAGUCAAGUCGGACAACGACAUCCCUAGAAUGUUAAAUUGGAGGACAAUAGAAAGCUAACCAACUUUCAAAGAUCUGAUGGAUGGCAUGUUUAAAGAAGAUAACAGCCCGGUAAUUUGUUUUAAUCAACCUUAUUUAUAUCAUUUUUUAUUUUUACUUGUAUAUGUUGCUUUUUUCCAUAUGAAAU
This is a messenger RNA of Lycium barbarum (goji berry), 1414 nucleotides long. RefSeq lists its product as uncharacterized. The transcript has 3 exons. NCBI's taxonomy places the organism in Eukaryota, Viridiplantae, Streptophyta, Magnoliopsida, Solanales, Solanaceae. The record is from RefSeq and is a predicted model, not a curated record. The coding region runs from base 163 to 687 and encodes 174 amino acids.